Molecule: messenger RNA, 1383 nt
Organism: Phanerochaete carnosa HHB-10118-sp
Lineage: Eukaryota; Fungi; Basidiomycota; Agaricomycetes; Polyporales; Phanerochaetaceae
Exons: 2
Coding region: 1-1383 (460 amino acids)
Source: RefSeq, a predicted model, not a curated record
AUGAGCUACUCACAGGUUCAUCUGCCUGGAGAGAUUCUUGAAAACAUUUUUACUUUCGUACAACAACAACCUCAGCAAAAGCACACCCCUCAGGAUGGCAAACGUCCGCUCGGGGAUCUUCACGCAUGCUCGUUGGUGUCUCGAGCGUGGCGUCCCUUCGCCCAGGCACAGCUCUUCGCUGUGGUCAAGUUUUUUUUUUUUGAAGAUCCUCCGAACUCUAGAGACGCGGGUCAUGUAGAGGCUGGCUGGUCUCAUGGUGCUAUAACCCUCGGGAAGCUCCAUGCGUUCUUCGCUCGUUCUCCCCAUCUGGCCUCGCGCGUCCGCUUCCUCGAUGUCAAGCACGCAUCAUCCCAAUUCUUUUCCGCCACGUAUUUCAUGCAUGAUAUCAAGAAGAGCCAAUCGAUCGAUGCAAAGUCGCUUUUUACGCUGCUCAAGCUGUUUCCUCGACUGCACGCUCUAUCUCUCAGCAAUGUGAUACUAAAGGACCUUCCCGCUCUAGAACAGCGGCUCACCAUUCCGCGAUUGAAGAUAGCAUACAACCUCCUUUUCUGCCAGGUUAUAAUGCAAGAUGUCAUGGGUCUUAUACUCCUCUUCGAGAAGGCUAAUCUGCUGGAGGUCUUCUGCUACCCGUGCCACCCAGCCCCAUCCGUAGUAUCGGACCGGACCGUGCCGAAGCCUGUAGAGGUCACCUCUUUGUCUUUGCCCAGACGCUGGUAUCCAGUCAAACUGUACACGACGCUGUCGCACUGCCUCGCCAUAGAUGGGAUACGCGACCUCGAACUCUCGCACGCAUGUCUUCCUACGCUUCAACCACUCCUAGGCCAGAUUGGGCAGAACAUAACGUCCCUGACGGUCAACAUGUCACAACAAAGGUGGUUACCAGACAUACGAGGAUGGCGAAAACUACGGAAGCUAAUGGUCGUUUUCGGCACUACUUACUUCCACUCAGGUGAUUGGGAAUGGCACUCUGAACGGCUUUCAGAAUACAUGAAGGCAUCCCCGUCCCUCUCCGCAAACCGUGAACUCCGCGACUUCACUAUCCGCUUUGUCACGGAUGCUUGGGGGUUUCGCGAUCUCGACAGCACGUGGAGUCGCAAAUUUUUCAACACCCUCGAUGAGGUGCUUGUCACCGCCAUUAGCCGGUCGUCGUUCGACUACAUCACACUAGAACCCUCCUCUGGAGGCGGAGAGCCCAUCGAGCGAGCUGUGUUUGAGAAUUUCGUGCAGUUGGCGUUUCCUAUCCUCAGCCAGAAAGGCAUGUUGCGGACCAUCAUCCGUGACCCUUUCGACCCGUUGUUAGGUGUGUAUUCCUCAAGUUGCGAUGAUGCGCAUUUUGACCAUGUGCGGAAUCCUAAAGACAGAUACCUGGUGUGCUGCCACUAG